Messenger RNA from Talpa occidentalis (Iberian mole), 933 nucleotides. Its product is annotated as olfactory receptor 8B12-like. Lineage: Eukaryota; Metazoa; Chordata; Mammalia; Eulipotyphla; Talpidae. Gene Ontology annotation, cellular component: membrane. Bases 1 to 933 code for a protein of 310 amino acids. The transcript has a single exon. Gene Ontology annotation, biological process: sensory perception of smell; G protein-coupled receptor signaling pathway. Gene Ontology annotation, molecular function: G protein-coupled receptor activity; odorant binding; olfactory receptor activity. The record is from RefSeq and is a predicted model, not a curated record.
AUGGCAGCUGAGAACUUCUCUGUGACAGAGUUUAUCCUCGCAGGCUUAACAGACAAGCCAGGACUACAGCUCCCUCUCUUUUUCCUGUUUCUAAGUUUCUAUGUGGUCACCGUGGUGGGGAACCUGGGCUUGAUCACCCUGAUUGGGAUGAACACUCGUCUCCACACCCCCAUGUAUUUCUUCCUCUUCAACCUCUCCUUCAUAGACUUCAGUUAUUCCACUACCAUCAUCCCCAAAAUGCUGAAGAGUUUUGUCUCAAAGAAGAAUCAAAUCUUCCAUGCAUCAUGUCUGACUCAACUCUUUUUCUUCUGUUUUUUUGUCAUCUCUGAGUCUUUCGUCCUGUCAGCGAUGGCGUAUGACCGCUAUGUCGCCAUCUGCAAACCACUGGUGUACACGACCACCAUGUCUCCCCAGGUCUGUUUCCUCCUUUUGUUGGGUGUCUAUGUGAUGGGGUUCUCAGGGGCCAUGGCCCACACAGGAAGCAUAGCAAGCCUGACCUUCUGUGCUGACAACCUUGUCAAUCAUUUCAUGUGUGACAUCCUUCCUCUCCUUGAACUGUCCUGCAACAGCACUUACGUGCACGAGCUGGUGGUCUUCGUAGUUGUGGCCAUUGACAUUGGAGUGCCCUUGGUCACCAUUUUCAUCUCUUAUGCUCUGAUCCUCUUCAGCAUCCUCCACAUUCCCUCCACUGAGGGCAAGUCCAAAGCUUUCAGUACAUGUAGCUCCCACAUCAUUGUGGUUUGCCUGUUCUUUGGUUCUGGGGCUUUCAUGUACCUCAAACCACCUUCUGUUUUGCCCCUUGAGCAGGGGAAAGUGUCCUCUUUGUUCUAUACCAUUGUGGUGCCAAUGUUAAACCCACUAAUCUAUAGUUUGAGGAACAAGGAUGUCAAAGUUUCCCUGAGGAAAACUUUGGGAAUAAAAAUGCCUUCUUGA